CCCCGCCGAGCCCCGGCCUCGGCCGCGCCACCGGAUCCGGCCCGCCCCCGGGGCCCGCGCCAGAAUGAAGAAGAUGAGCAACAUUUAUGAGUCAGCUGCCAACACACUGGGGAUCUUUAACAGCCCCUGCCUGACCAAAGUUGAGCUGCGUGUGGCAUGCAAAGGCAUUUCUGACAGAGACGCCCUUUCCAAACCAGACCCCUGUGUCAUCCUCAAGAUGCAGUCCCACGGGCAGUGGUUCGAGGUUGACAGAACAGAGGUGAUUCGCACCUGCAUCAACCCCGUGUACUCAAAGCUGUUCACCGUGGACUUUUACUUCGAGGAGGUGCAGCGCCUGCGGUUUGAGGUCCACGACAUCAGCAGCAAUCACAACGGGCUGAAGGAGGCCGACUUCCUGGGCGGCAUGGAGUGUACGCUUGGCCAGAUCGUUUCCCAGAGAAAGCUGUCCAAAUCCUUGCUGAAGCACGGGAACACGGCGGGGAAAUCCUCCAUCACGGUGAUUGCUGAGGAAUUAUCUGGCAACGAUGACUACGUUGAACUUGCCUUCAAUGCGCGGAAACUGGAUGACAAGGAUUUCUUCAGUAAGUCUGACCCAUUUCUGGAAAUUUUUCGAAUGAACGAUGACGCAACUCAGCAGCUUGUGCACCGAACCGAGGUUGUGAUGAAUAACUUGAGCCCAGCCUGGAAAUCAUUCAAAGUGUCAGUAAAUUCUCUAUGCAGUGGAGAUCCGGACCGCCGGCUGAAGUGCAUAGUAUGGGACUGGGACUCCAAUGGAAAACAUGACUUCAUUGGAGAAUUCACCUCAACAUUCAAGGAGAUGAGAGGAGCGAUGGAAGGAAAACAGGUGCAGUGGGAGUGCAUCAACCCCAAGUACAAAGCCAAGAAGAAGAAUUAUAAGAACUCGGGCAUUGUGAUUUUGAAUCAGUGCAAGAUCCAUAAGAUGCACUCUUUCCUGGACUACAUCAUGGGUGGCUGCCAAAUCCAGUUUACAGUAGCUAUAGAUUUCACAGCCUCGAAUGGGGACCCCAGGAACAGCUGUUCCCUGCACUACAUCCACCCCUACCAGCCCAACGAGUACCUGAAGGCGUUGGUGGCUGUGGGGGAGAUUUGCCAAGACUAUGACAGUGACAAAAUGUUCCCAGCCUUUGGGUUCGGUGCCAGGAUACCCCCAGAGUACACGGUCUCUCAUGACUUCGCAAUCAACUUUAAUGAAGACAACCCAGAAUGUGCAGGGAUUCAAGGAGUUGUGGAAGCCUACCAGAGCUGCCUCCCCAAACUCCAGCUCUACGGCCCCACCAACAUCGCUCCCAUCAUCCAGAAGGUCGCCAAGUCAGCAUCAGAGGAGACCAACACCAAGGAGGCGUCGCAAUACUUCAUCCUGCUGAUCCUGACGGAUGGGGUCAUCACAGACAUGGCGGACACGCGGGAGGCCAUCGUGCACGCCUCCCACCUCCCCAUGUCGGUCAUCAUCGUGGGAGUGGGCAACGCAGACUUCAGCGACAUGCAGAUGCUGGACGGUGACGACGGGAUUCUGAGGUCACCCAAGGGAGAGCCCGUCCUGCGCGACAUCGUCCAGUUCGUGCCCUUCAGGAACUUCAAACACGCAUCUCCAGCUGCCCUGGCAAAGAGCGUGUUGGCUGAAGUCCCAAACCAAGUCGUGGACUAUUACAAUGGCAAAGGGAUUAAGCCAAAAUGUUCAUCAGACAUGUAUGACUCUUCCCGGACACUGGCUCCAUGAACUCUACACACUUUUACGGACUUCUCAAAUACUAUUCCUGCUAAUAUUUAAUACUUCUAUUACUCCUGUACUUAAGAAGACACACAGAUACACAUUUAAAAAUAGCACGUUUUGGUGAUUUUUAACUAAUUGACAAUUUUUUUGCAUGUGUAGCCCUGAGGCCUCAAUCUGUUAAGCACUUGUAUUGUUAAAGACUUUUUACGAAGAAACACAGAUCAUUAUAACUUACUCUUUACAUUACAGCAUGUCGCCUUGAAAUAAAAUGUUAUCUGUAUCUGUUUUUUAUACAGGUUUGUUGAAAUUUUGCUAAAUUUCUUAUUAUCUUUACACUGUAAAGCAUUUUGAAACAUUUCUUGAACGUUGGUAGCCAAAACAUGUUUGGUUUUAUCUGCUACAGGAUGAGAGACUUUUUAAAAUGGCAGAUGCAUGGACUGUAUUUUGCAUGUUUAAAAUAAAAAUAA
Hippopotamus amphibius kiboko is the source of this 2199-nucleotide messenger RNA. RefSeq names its product copine 4 (gene CPNE4). The record is from RefSeq and is a predicted model, not a curated record. Gene Ontology annotation, cellular component: plasma membrane. Bases 65 to 1738 code for a protein of 557 amino acids. Gene Ontology annotation, molecular function: calcium-dependent phospholipid binding. Gene Ontology annotation, biological process: cellular response to calcium ion. NCBI's taxonomy places the organism in Eukaryota, Metazoa, Chordata, Mammalia, Artiodactyla, Hippopotamidae. The transcript is spliced from 16 exons.